This is a messenger RNA of Cuscuta epithymum, 1764 nucleotides long. Lineage: Eukaryota; Viridiplantae; Streptophyta; Magnoliopsida; Solanales; Convolvulaceae. The record is from the annotation of a GenBank genome assembly.
CUUGAGGGUGAUGGUUGGUGUGUUGAUGACAUGAGGUGGGCUCCCAUCCCACACUCAUUGGUCCAUGGAAGACAAAUUAGUCACUCCAUCCCCUCCCCUCCAUUAUGCACGACCCAAGCACCAAGAAAGAAGGAGAAAGGCUCUGCAAACUCAGUCCUCCAUAGCAAAUCUCGAGCUCAAGCUCCAACAAGAAAAAGGGAGAAGUUUAGGAGAGGAAAAAGGGAAGAAAAAAGUGUGGUGAUUAAGGCACUUGUCAAAGGUGAUUUAAAAGCUUUCACAAAGUUUAAGGAGUCGCCGGAGUUAUCGCCGGAGUUCGUCAAAGUUCACCGGAGUUUGGCCGGAGUUCAACCGAGAAGGGUAGAACUUCAUCACGCUCAUUUGAGGUUGAAGCUCAAGCUUGCUAUUCUCACCUUGCUCGGUGAAGUGAUCUAAAGGGAGACGUGAAAUGGAGGAUGAACACAUGACAACAAGAAAUGACCCUAGAAGACAAGUGUCGGUAGCUUCCUUUGGAGCUAGCCGGGCUAUGUCGCGAGCGCUUAGGGGGAGGGAAAGAGGUCUUGGGGGCCGUGAGGGUUGCCCGGACGGAAUAGUGAUUGAUGGUCACGUGAACGUGGUGGGUAGUACGAACGCUGGGAGGAAUAAUGAAACUCAUAUCCAAGAAUUGGGACGUGAGCAGGCCCCAUGCGAUGGGGGAGACUAUUACUUCAAUGACGUGAGGAAUGACUUCCGUUUUGACCAAACGGUGGAGGUUCAAGAGCGGUACAAAAAGGGGUGGCGGAGAAAAGAACGUAGGCGUCAGGCUGGAUAUGAUCGAGCUACCUACCAAUAUAAUAUGACCGUCAACCAAGUCCAUUCUUGGAGGAGUAACCAAGGAGAAGAAGGUUCUUUUAAGGCACUGGCAUUACCGGUGAAAAAGAAAAAGAAGUCAAAGUGGAAUACGUCAUGGCUUUACUCUUCAAGACAACCUAAGUGUCCAGAUUACUCUAAGAGACAUUUGAGAAAGUGCAACGAACCCUCGACGUGUUUCAAAUGCGGGAGCACGGGUCACAUGAAGCCAAGUUGCCCGUGGAGGGGUAAAGGAAGGGCAUCGGGAGCCGGGAAAGGGGUCGUCGUGGAAAGAAGUUGUGCGGAGGCGAUAACGGGUAGCGUUACGUCCGCUAACCAAGGCAAGGCCCAAACAGGGGUUUAUGCGAUGACCGAGGCCGAUGCUCGGGCUAACCCCGACUCCAUUGCAGGUUGAAGCUCAAGCUUGCUAUUCUCACCUUGCUCGGUGAAGUGAUCUAAAGGGAGACGUGGUUCGUGCUUCCUUUACUGUUUUAAACUAUAAACUAUGCUCAUGGAUAUUUUGUAAUAAGUACAUUUGUUUUAGGCCUGCGAGCCCACGUUUUGGCCAUAUGUGGCCCAUGGUUGAACAUUGAAUAUUUCCGCGAUUCGUUCAAUCCAAAUAUGUGAUGUUGUUAUGUAUGUUUACUUACUGAGUAUGGUAUGAACAACGUUCAUGGACGCCUUGUAUGAUUAAGUCACGUUGACUUGCGAGUGACGUCAUUUAGUCAUACGGCGGUUGUACACGCGCUCGGAUGCGGUCUGGGGCGUGACAUUGGCGGAGACCAGCUUCUGAUUCUGAUUCUGCUUUUAAAAAGGAAGUCGAAACAUUAAUCAAUUACAAACAUCCCAUGAAUCCCAUUCAAUGUAAUACUACGUAUGUAUGUGUUGUACAAUUAUUGACCAAGAAUUCCCAUGUAUUAGAGUCCCAUUAUGUGUAAC